Nilaparvata lugens (brown planthopper) is the source of this 2212-nucleotide messenger RNA. RefSeq names its product zinc finger protein 271-like. The transcript has 4 exons. Bases 616 to 1842 code for a protein of 408 amino acids. The record is from RefSeq and is a predicted model, not a curated record. NCBI's taxonomy places the organism in Eukaryota, Metazoa, Arthropoda, Insecta, Hemiptera, Delphacidae. Gene Ontology annotation, molecular function: DNA-binding transcription factor activity, RNA polymerase II-specific; RNA polymerase II cis-regulatory region sequence-specific DNA binding. Gene Ontology annotation, biological process: regulation of transcription by RNA polymerase II.
UUUUUAUUCAGAUUUCUUUCUAGUCUUGUAUCGGCGGGAUAAUAAAUAAUUGUAAUUGGAAUCUGAUAUCUCGUUCUGCAUUUUAUCUUCAUUUCAUUUUGCAAUAGAAUUACAAACAACAGUUUUACAGUACUGCAAAAGAAAAGGCAAGGCAUUCAUCUCAUCAUGAAUCCAGUAUUGAGGGUGAAGUCUGAGCCAAGAGACAUGGAUGAAGACGACAUCAAAGAAGAGAUUGACAUUGACUACACCAUGUCCUGGCUUGGCAAGCAGGAAGUUUUGGUUGACGAACAGAGAUAACCUUGCCCACUGCUUAUGUACUGCAUAGUAAUGCAAGAAGACAAUACCAGAACCAGAGCUCAGAUCACGAAUUUGUGAGUGUCUCAAUCAGCUGGUAGUUGUGGUGAUUCCUCUGAAGAAGAAGGAGGAGGAAACGAAAACUGUGAAUCACAAGAUGGAAACAAUGAAAUACUGGUAGUAAAAACAAAACCUAAUCGAAAUCGAGAUGUCAUAGAUCAGGGAGAUAGAAAUGCAACACUCAAAACGACAGUUACAGAGCCUCAUCAGUGUUCAGUCUGUACAAAACACUUCUCUCGUAGUAGUUACUUGAAUGUCCACAUGAGAACUCACACCAAAGAGAAACCUUACCAGUGUACAGUCUGUACAAAACACUUCUCUCGUAGUAGUUACUUGAAUGUCCACAUGCGAACUCACACCAAAGAGAAACCUUACCAGUGUACAGUCUGUACAAAACAAUUCUCUCAGAGUAGUGACUUGAAUGUCCACAUGCGAACUCACACCAAAGAGAAACCUUACCAGUGUACAGUCUGUACAAAAAGUUUCUCUAAAUCUAGUAAUUUGAAUAUUCACAUGAGAACUCACACCAAAGAGAAACCUUACCAGUGUACAGUCUGUACAAAAAGAUUCUCUCAAUCUUGUACUUUGAAUUUUCACAUGAAAACUCACACCAAAGAGAAACCUUACCAGUGUACAGUCUGUACAAAACAAUUCUCUCAGAGUAGUGAUGUGAAUGUCCACAUGCGUACUCACACCAAAGAGAAACCUUACCAGUGUACAGUCUGUACAAAACACUUCUCUCAUAGUAGUUACUUGAAUGUCCACAUGCGAACUCACACCAAAGAGAAACCUUACCAGUGUACAGUCUGUACAAAACGUUUCUCUCAAUCUAGUAAUUUGAAUUUUCACAUAAAAACUCACACGAAAGAGAAACCUUACCAGUGUACAGUCUGUACAAAAAGAUUCUCUCGGUCUAAUACUUUGAAUGUUCACAUGUGUACUCACACCAAAGAGAAACCUUACCAGUGUACAGUCUGUACAAAACACUUCUCUCGUAGUUGUGACUUGAAUGUCCACAUGCGAACUCACACCAAAGAGAAACCUUACCCGUGUACAGUCUGUACAAAACGUUUCUCUCAAUCUAGUACUUUAAAUAUUCACAUGAGAACUCACACCAAAGAGAAACCUUACCAGUGUACAGUCUGUACAAAACGUUUCUCUCAAUCUAGUACUUUGAAUAUUCACAUGAGAACUCACACCAAAGAGAAACCUUACCAGUGUACAGUCUGUACAAAAAAAUUCUCUCAGAGUAGUGAUGUGAAUGUCCACAUGCGUACUCACACCAAAGAGAAACCUUACCAGUGUACAGUCUGUACAAAACACUUCUCUCGUAGUUGUGACUUGAAUGUCCACAUGCGAACUCACACCAAAGAGAAACCUUACCCGUGUACAGUCUGUACAAAACGUUUCUCUCAAUCUAGUACUUUAAAUAUUCACAUAAAAACUCACACCAAAGAGAAACCUUACCAGUGUACAGUCUUUUGUUGAUACACAAGACAAUUUGAAAUCUUGCAGAUAUGAAGCACUCUCAUCAGCCUGAUUCCUUAUCUGCCUAAUAAGACUGUUUUGAGGUCGAAAUGUUGAGAAUUGUUGAUACAAGAGAGUAUUUGAAAUGAGAUGUCAAAAAAUCUUACUUCAAUCCUUUUGUCAACUAUUACAAUGGUUCGUUCACCCCCUUGUACCAUGAAAAACAUUUUCUCCCAUGAGCAGCUUCAUGUAGGUGGAGAGUAGUGAUUUGAAGGUGGUAGGUGAGGGGGAAUGCGCUGGAUGGUCCCAUUCAGAGCAAUUGCUUUGUGGUGAUGGCCAUGUUGGUUUGGCAGGGUGAAAACCUGACUCCAUGUAAGCAUAGCUAUGACUU